Molecule: messenger RNA, 3346 nt
Organism: Plectropomus leopardus (leopard coralgrouper)
Lineage: Eukaryota; Metazoa; Chordata; Actinopteri; Perciformes; Serranidae
Gene: wrap73
Product: WD repeat containing, antisense to TP73
Biological process (GO): microtubule anchoring at mitotic spindle pole body
Cellular component (GO): MWP complex; microtubule organizing center
Molecular function (GO): protein binding
Source: RefSeq, a predicted model, not a curated record
ACAAACAAACUAGCAACAGUUAGAGCAACAGCCUGUGUCCCAAAGAUAAUCAUGCGAAGAAAAAAACUUCUCUAAACUGCUUGUGGCACUUUUCGCGUCUGUCAUUUUAUUGACCACAGCACCGCGAGUGCCACGAGAGGAAAGGCUCUGAUUGGAAGAUGAAUUUCUCUGAGGUUUUCAAGCAGUCCAACCAGCUCUGUAAAGUUUCCCCUGAUGGAAAGUAUUUGGCUACCUGUGUGCAGUACAGGUUGGUAGUGCGUGAUGUGAGCACCCUGCAGAUCCUGCAGCUCUACACCUGCCUGGACCAGAUAUCCCACAUGGACUGGUCUUCCGACUCCCUCUUUAUCCUCUGUGCCAUGUACAAGAGAGGACUAGUACAGGUGUGGUCUCUUGAACAGCCAGACUGGCACUGUAAGAUUGAUGAGGGCUCAAUAGGACUAGUCUCCUCGCGCUGGAGUCCAGACGGACGUCACAUUCUCAACACCACUGAGUUCCAUCUGAGAAUCACCGUCUGGUCCCUGUGCACCAAAGCUGUGUCUUACAUCAAGUAUCCAAAAGCAUGUCAGAAGGGUAUAGAUUUCAGCCGAGACGGCUGCUAUAUGGCCUUGGCUGAACGUCGUGACUGUAAAGACUAUGUCAGUGUGUUUGUGUGUGAUGACUGGCAUUUGCUCAGGCAUUUUGAGACUGAGACACAGGACCUGGCAGGGUUGGAGUGGUCUCCCAAUGGCUGUGUGCUGGCAGUGUGGGAUAGCUGUCUGGAGUACAAGGUGUUGCUGUAUUCUUUGGACGGCCGGUUGCUGUCAACCUACAGUGCCUACGAGUGGUCGCUGGGUGUCAAGUCUGUGACCUGGAGCCCCAGCAGCCAGUUCCUUGCCAUUGGCAGCUAUGAUGAAAAAGUGCGCAUCCUCAAUCAUAUCACGUGGAAGAAAAUCACACAGUUUGAGCACCCAGCAACCAUCAACAACACAAAAGCAGUUGUGUACAAGGAAGUGGAGAAAAGACCAGCUGUUGGUGGUGAUGACCUAUCGCUACACAACAUCACAAUUGGCACCACCCUCUUCAAAACCCAGAGCAAAUAUGAGAUCUGCCCACCACCAGUCCAAAUUCCUGUCGUCAAACCAGACCCAGACAGAGCCAACCCUAAGAUCGGUGUCUCUACUUUGGCGUUUAGCUCCGACAGUCGCUAUCUAGCCACCAAAAAUGACAACAUGGCCACUGUUGUCUGGGUGUGGGACAUGCAGAAGAUGAGCCUGGAGGCUGUGCUUGAGCAGACAUCGGCAGUACGAUGUUUUCAGUGGGACCCCCGACGACCCCGGCUGGCACUGUGUACAGGCAACACAAAACUCUACCUCUGGUCUCCGGCCGGCUGCGUCUCUGUCCAAGUCCCCACUGAAGGUGGUUUCCAGGUCCAUUCAUUAAACUGGCACUGCAGUGGAGACUCCCUGAUCCUGCUCGGGAAGGAGCAGCUGUGUUUGUGCUACAUGGACACUGACGAGGAGGACAAGUAAAACGCACAAAAACACAAGAAUAACUGGAUUACAGUUCUGGUGUAUUUAGCCUUAAACACGUGGCUCUGAAUGUGUUAAGGUGAUGAUAAGAAAACAGUUGGGAACGCUCCUCUUGAAAAUCCCAACACAUGCUGAACUGUAGCUGCUCGCCGGGCUCUUAAAGAACUUAGUGAAACACAUAGAGAACCUACCAUGACAUUCCUCCAGGGAGACACAGAAAGGAUAAAUAUCGCUUUUUAAAUAACCAAAUGCAUAUUGAAGCACUAGUUUACAACACUGUGAGAAGGUAGAGGUUAACAAAGUUUUAAAAAUUUCAUUGUAAUUUCAUUGUAAGCAUUUUGUAUUUGUUUAGUAUUUAAAAUGUGUAAUUAUUUUUCAAUAAAUUUGUCAUAGAUAAUGCAGCAUGAGGCAAGUUACUAAAAUUUUGGUCAUCAAAAUCCUUGUGUUACCAAAACAGUUGGUGUUCUCAGCCCGGGCAGUACUAAAUAUAUAAGGGCUAUGUAAUGAUGCUCUGAUCAAUCGGCCACACGUCAUAUUAUUCCUAUGAAAUGGUUUGGUUAGUUAUCUCUAUAAAGACAGAUCAGAAAUGCAGAUCAUAUGAUGCAAAACAAAUAAGUUACUUUCUCUUCUGGCACUUCUAUCAGGUCCUGAAAAAGACAAUUUGAAAGCAGAGGAUAUCCCUUGUAGAUCAGUGAAACCAAAAAAGUUCAACACCAUGAACCUCAUCUGACACUUUAAGUGUAGUCAUGUCAAGGAAUAUGACAAAUUUUCAAGGCAACCCAAUAAGUUACCAGCUUUCAUGAUACUUUCUCAUUGCUUUAUUUUUAUAUUUAAUAUACAACAUUGUUAGGAGUAGUUAUAAAUAAGACUAUAAAAUAAAUACAAGGCUUCAUGUAGACCAAUGAUAAGAAUCGGCUAAUACAGCUUUCAGGAAUCCGUGAUUGGGCCCAAACAUCCUGAUCAGAGCACCCUUACUUAGCCUUAAGGCAUCUUCUGUCUGUGUGAUUUAUUUAUAAAAGCUUACAAUUCUUAAAACUGUCCGGCAACUUGAACUGUAACUUGAUCACUUUGUUGCCGUCAUCGACAGUGUAAACGUGUAUAAAUGCACUUCCCCACAAUAACCAGAGCUGAAACCCUGACAAGAACAUGUAGGCAUUUAUUAUUCUCCAUUGUGGCUACUGUGCUACAAAUAUGUGGAACAAAAAGUAAACCUUCACAUGUUUGUAAUAACGAGUUCAUCUCUUUUAAAAUCUCUAAAUACUUCAUAGCUGGCAUUGAAAUAUUUAUCUUCUGCAAGCAUUCAUGAGUUAACUGCAUCAAAAUCAUAACAGAUAAAUAAAACUUAAUUAGUAUAUACAGAUCCAUUUAGGAUAAGCCUUUUAAAAACAUUUGCCAUGCAAACUCAACGUGCAGGAAACAUGCACAAGUAAAGACCAGAAAAAAGGCAUUUGGGACACAAUUAUUCAUUGGCAUUGUUGAACAUAAAAAUAUGGCCGGUUACCUUUGGUAGCGCAACAAUGUAUGGAAAAAGAAAAAAAAUACCUAUGUCCUUUUCACAAGAAACAUACUGUAUGAGGUUAAUGAACUAAUGCAAAGCUUUGUGUGUGCAAAUUUGUUUCUAAAACUAAUGCAGGACCUUUAAGGCAACUUAAAAACAAAACGAAACAAAAAAACAUAAAGACUGACAUAACAUGUAACCAUAAUUAACAUAAUGAUUACAUGUUGCAUAAAACAUCUGUGACAUACAGCAACAUUUUAGCUAUAGCAGCUAAUGCAACUCUCCAGAGGAUAACUCCCUACUCUGAGCAAAGACAUAAACGGGUGAUUGUAAGUGUGGA